Molecule: messenger RNA, 1932 nt
Organism: Penicillium mononematosum
Lineage: Eukaryota; Fungi; Ascomycota; Eurotiomycetes; Eurotiales; Aspergillaceae
Product: type-X family DNA polymerase
Exons: 2
Coding region: 1-1932 (643 amino acids)
Biological process (GO): double-strand break repair via nonhomologous end joining
Cellular component (GO): nucleus
Molecular function (GO): DNA binding; DNA-directed DNA polymerase activity
Source: RefSeq, a predicted model, not a curated record
AUGAUCGCACAGCCGGACUCUUCCCUAAAGGACAAGACCGAGCAUGUCUCCAUCUUCUCAUCCCAACCACCCAUCUUCAUUUUGCCAAUGCAUCUCUCCCUGGAGGAGCUAGACGAGGUUGAAGGCCGGUUGAUAGACUAUGGUGGGAGAUUGACGUACGACAUUGCCGAAGCUAGCCUCGUUCUGGGGAAAGUCGGGCGCGCGAAGCGCGCAGCGCUAGAACUACGCACCCGCGGUGUUUGGACAGAGGAGCUCAUACCCAGCUCAGCUUCGAAAUCAACUGGUGGUGCCGAGCCUCCUGUCAAGCGCAGGCGUACAGCUCAGUACGAUGGGACCAAGGAUGUCCCAGUUGAAAUUAUCGAUCUCAGUACUGGGUCUGAAGGCGAGGGUGGAACUACAAAUCAGCAUGACUCUUCAAAGCACCCGAUUCCAGAGAAAGAGGCAAAGGCAAUAAAGGAUUCAAUCACAGUCUUGAAGCUCGAGUGGCUGGAUACCUCUAUCACAUCCGGCAAAUGUGUAUCUCAGGAUUCAUUCGUUGUCUACCGUGGGCGAAAGAUCCCUUCACCUCCUCCUACGACAGGGGCAGAAAAUAAGCAAAACCUCCUACAAAAAUCAAACCAAAUCAUCGAGCGUGCAAAGCAGGAUGCUGAACCCCCUGACGGAUCUUCGCAGCGCCCCCGACCAACGCUGUAUCGACAGACGACAUCCGAACACGAAAAGGAAGUUGAAAACGCACCCUCACAACCAGACUGGGUCCGUGACCAUGUCAUAUACGCAUGUCUACGCUCAGCACCUCUACAUCCUCCCAACGAAGACUUUAUCUCGCAACUUGUGAAAAUCAGACGAAUCCGCGAACUCACCCUCGACGAGAUCGGUGUGCGCGCAUAUAGCACCUCCAUCGCAGCAUUGGCAGCAUACCCACAUCCCAUCCAGCAACCGAGCGAGAUCCUCGCUUUACCAGGGUGCAAUGCCAAGAUCGCAGACUUAUUCUUUCAAUUCCAGCAACACGGCGGCUGCGAACAUACCGACGACGACGGGAACGUCGCCGCUGCCGAAGCACUGGAGACGGACCCCAUGCUCCGUGUUCUGAACUCAUUCUACCAGAUCUGGGGUGUUGGUGCGAAGACAGCGCGCGACUUCUACCAGCGUGGAUGGCGGGAUCUGGAUGAUAUCGUUGAGCAUGGGUGGGAUACGCUUUCGCGCGUGCAGCAGAUUGGAGUUAAAUUCUACGAGGAGUUCCUGGAGGGUGUUUCCCGUGCUGAGAGCGAGAGGAUUGCUGCUGUUAUUCGGGACCAUGCUGGUCGGGUUCGGGGGGAAGAGGGAAAUGGGAUUGAGUGUGUGAUUGUUGGUGGAUAUCGUCGUGGGAAGGAACUUAGUGGUGAUGUUGACAUUGUGGUGAGUCAUCGUGAUGAUGCGGUGACUCGGAAUCUAGUUGUUGAUGUUGUUGCGAGUCUCGAGGCGGAACACUAUAUCACCCAUACGCUUGCGCUGCAUUUGACUUCUUCGCUGCGGGAGCAGCAGACAUUGCCUUUUGAUGGAGAUGAUAGGAGGAAAUUUGAUACGUUGGAUAAGGCGUUGGUUGUCUGGCAAGAUCCGCAUUUCGACGACACCACUCCUGGACAUAAUGAACAUCAGGGGAAAAAGAAGAAUCCAAAUAUCCAUCGCCGUGUCGAUAUCAUUAUAUCGCCCUGGCGAACGGUCGGAUGUGCGGUGCUCGGCUGGUCUGGCGAUAUGACUUUCGAGCGAGAUCUACGGCGGUAUGCGAAGAAGGCACGCUCAUUGAAGUUUGAUUCGAGUGGUGUCAGAGACCGAACUAGUGGGAGACAGGUUGACCUGGAACGUGACGGAGAGACCUGGGAGGAGAGGGAGAAACUUGUGAUGGAAGGACUGGGGAUAGGCUGGAGACCGCCAGAAGAACGGUGCUCGAGAUAG